AUGAGAGAAGGCAAAUCGCUGCAAGUUUUGUUUUACUUUGCUAUUUGGCAGUUUACUAGUACAUUUUCAGCUGAAAGCCCUAACCAAUCUGAUGUUUCCGCGAGAAAUCUAAACUUUAAUCUUCCCCAAACAUGCUCUCAAUCAACUCAGCAAAACUCCGGCAUCCAACUGACCCACCCUCAACCGGGAUUCAGUGAACCAUUCGGGGUGUUUUGUGACCAGGAGUACGAGGGCGGUGGCUGGAUCGUGAUCCAGAAUCGUUUCAAUGGAUCGGUGCAUUUCUAUCGUGAUUGGAACGAUUACGAGCGUGGAUUCGGCAACCUGAACGGUGAAUUUUGGUUAGGUUUGAGCAAGAUCCACGAGCUGACCUAUUCGAGACGGUACGAGUUGCUCGUGCUUUUGGAGGAUUGGGAAGGGGUUCAAGCGGUGGCACGGUACAGUGACUUUCUGGUGGCAGGACCUAAGGAAAAAUACAUGCUUAGAAGCUUGGGCAACUUUAGUGGCAGUGCUGGGGAUUCACUCAUGGAGUAUCACCUGGGUAUGAAAUUCUCUACAUUCGAUAACAAUAACGAUCUUUCUCCGGAUGGCAAUUGUGCCAUUGGUUGGUAUGGUGCAUGGUGGUACAGACUGUGUCAUCGCAGAAUCUAG
Molecule: messenger RNA, 648 nt
Organism: Culex quinquefasciatus (southern house mosquito)
Lineage: Eukaryota; Metazoa; Arthropoda; Insecta; Diptera; Culicidae
Product: microfibril-associated glycoprotein 4-like
Exons: 3
Coding region: 1-648 (215 amino acids)
Source: RefSeq, a predicted model, not a curated record